UCGCGACAUUCUGCACUUCUUCAGUUCGCUUGUUCACUCACUACUUCAUAGUCGGCUUGAGCACGUUUAAACUUUCUGUGCUGCCUCAGGCCUUGAAUUUCUGUUAAUGUAUCAGAAGUGAUUCCAGCGUAUGAAUUAAGCCUGAGAUGAUUUUUUGAAGCAGGACAGAUUGUGACAUUUUCUGGACUUUUAAAGUUUCGUCAGUUGAAUUGUAACGUUAAGGGCAUUUUCAGUCUUUGUUUGACAACAGACGACGAAGAUGAGGGCAAAUAAGGAGAAGGAAACAUGUGGGACCAUCUGCCUAAAAUACAUGCUCUUCACUUUCAAUUUUCUGUUUUGGUUGGCAGGGGGUGCGGUGAUGGCUGUGGGCAUCUGGACAUUAGUUGAGAAGAGUGACUAUAUCAGCCUGCUGUCUUCCAAGAUCUACGCCGUCUCUGCGUACAUACUGAUUGUGGCGGGGGUGAUCGUCAUGGUAACGGGGGUUUUGGGCUGCUGUGCCACCUUCAAAGAACAAAGACGCCUUCUGAGAGUGUAUUUUGUUCUGCUGCUGUGUGUUUUCCUGCUGGAGAUCUUGGCUGGAGUUUUGGCCUACAUUUAUUACCAGCAGCUAAAUGAGGAACUGAAGGAGAACCUGAGAGAAACCAUGGUACAGAAAUACCGUCAGCCCGAGCAGGAUCACGUGACGAAGGCUGUGGAUAAACUACAGCAGGAGUUUAAGUGCUGUGGUAGCAACAGCUCAUCCGAUUGGGUGGAAAGUGUUUGGAUUCGCUCUGAAGCGAGUAAGAGGCGUUUUGUCCCUGACAGCUGCUGUAAGAGCCCCUCUGAACUCUGCGGUCAGCGAAACCAUCCUUCAAACAUAUAUAAAGUAGAGGGCGGCUGCAUCACGAAGCUGGAGAAUUUCAUUCUGAACCACUUACAGAUCAUCGGCGCUGUGGGAGUGGGCAUAGCCUGUGUGCAGAUUGUGGGCAUGUUUUUCACCUGCUGUCUAUACAGAAGUCUGAAAGCAGAGCCGUACUGAAGAGACGCAUAUAUGCUGUUAAACGGAAACAAUCGAGCAUUUCAUGAACCUUCCAUUCUGCAGAUCAGAAUGAACACGUUUAUACUACUACAACUGGCAUGAUUCAGGAAUAAUAUGUGUUUGCCAUACAUUUCAAGUACUACUGAGCUGAAAUUAAUAUUCAGAUCCUUUUUCCUCAUUGUUCUUAAAUAUUCAAGAGAUUUUAGUAUCUUAAGCACGUUUGGUUUGUAUUUUAUACAUGGAACAACUAAUAUCUGUCAUUUUCAUCUAUGUGUGCUUUUUUAUGGAGAUCACAGCUGUUAUUUUAAAUAUUUAAUGUAGAACAACAUUUAAGUUUUUAAUUAAACUUGACCAUGAAUUUAAAAUACAAA
Messenger RNA from Triplophysa rosa, 1389 nucleotides. RefSeq names its product CD151 antigen, like (gene cd151l). The record is from RefSeq and is a predicted model, not a curated record. Lineage: Eukaryota; Metazoa; Chordata; Actinopteri; Cypriniformes; Nemacheilidae. Bases 260 to 1018 code for a protein of 252 amino acids. The transcript is spliced from 8 exons. Gene Ontology annotation, cellular component: membrane.